Messenger RNA from Aspergillus thermomutatus, 4569 nucleotides. Its product is annotated as peroxisomal copper amine oxidase. Gene Ontology annotation, molecular function: quinone binding; copper ion binding; primary methylamine oxidase activity. The transcript has 17 exons. Bases 1 to 4569 code for a protein of 1522 amino acids. NCBI's taxonomy places the organism in Eukaryota, Fungi, Ascomycota, Eurotiomycetes, Eurotiales, Aspergillaceae. Gene Ontology annotation, biological process: amine metabolic process. The record is from RefSeq and is a predicted model, not a curated record.
AUGGUCCUUGAGCGCCUUCAGCAGCUGACCUACCAGGUCAGCGCUUCUUCUCCCCCACCUCAUCCCUUUGACCCUCUUUCAACAACAGAAAUCGACACGGUAGUCGCCAUCAUCCGCAAGGAACAUGGCAAGGUCAAUUUCAACGCGGUGACUCUGUAUGAGCCUCGGAAGGCGGAGAUGAUGGCCUGGCUCGCGGAUCCCAAGAAUGCGCCCCGUCCUGCGCGUGCUGCUGAUGUCGUUGCAAUCGCGCCUGGCGGUAAGGUCUUCGAUGGCAUUGUCGAUCUGGAUCAGAAGAAGAUCGUCUCGUGGAAGCAUGCGCCGGGUGUGCAGCCGCUUAUUACGAUGGAGGAUUUGCAGGAGGUUGAGCAUAUUGUUCGGAAGGAUCCCAAGGUAAUUGAGCAGUGUGGGAUUCUGGGGAUUCCGAAGGAGGAUAUGCACAAGAUUUACUGCGAUCCUUGGACCAUUGGCUAUGAUGAGCGCUUUGGGAGCGAUGUCCGUCUGCAGCAGGCGCUGAUGUACUAUCGCCCCCAUGUCGACGACUCCCAGUACACAUUCCCCCUGGACUUUUGUCCGAUCUACAAUGCGGAGACCAAGAAGAUCAUCCACAUCGAUAUCCCACCAGUACGACGACCCAUCAGUAGGGCCCCGGCGAAUAACUACCACCCAGCGUCAAUCGAGAAGGAUGGCGGCUACCGGACAGACAUUAAGCCAAUCCAUAUCACUCAGCCGGAGGGUGUAUCUUUCAAGCUGGACGGACGCACCAUCCAGUGGCAGAACUGGAGUAUCCACGUUGGCUUCAAUUAUCGUGAAGGCAUUGUGCUCAACAACAUCACUUUCAAUGACAAGGGAGAUGUUCGACCAGUCUUCUACCGUCUCUCGUUGGCGGAAAUGGUUGUCCCAUACGGUAACCCCGAGCAUCCCCAUCAACGCAAACACGCAUUCGACCUGGGCGAGUACGGCGGUGGAUACAUGACCAACAGCUUGUCGCUCGGAUGUGACUGCAAAGGUGCUAUCCACUACAUGGAUGCUGCCUUUGUCAACCGUGCCGGUGCCAGCACCAUCGUAAAGAACGCUAUCUGCAUUCACGAGGAAGAUGCCGGUAUCCUUUUCAAGCACACCGACUUCCGGGACGAGUCCAUCAUCGUCACCCGUGGACGCAAGCUCAUCAUCUCCCACAUUUUCACCGCCGCCAACUACGAGUACUGCGUUUACUGGAUCUUCCACCAAGACGGCACCGUCCAGCUUGAUAUCAAACUAACCGGAAUUCUUAACACCUACGCCAUGAACCCCGGAGAGGACACCAAGGGCUGGGGUACCGAGGUCUACCCCGGCGUCAACGCCCAUAACCACCAGCACUUAUUCUGUCUGCGCAUCGAUCCCAACAUUGACGGUCCAAACAACACUGUCUUCCAGGUGGAUGCAGAACGAGGCCCCGGAGAGGUCGGAAGUGCGGAGAACAAGUACGGCAACGCCUUCUACGCCAAGAAGACCAAGUUCACCACGCCCCUGGAGGCCAUGUCGGAUUACAACGGCGCCACCUCUAGAACCUGGGAGAUGGCGAACACAAACAAGCUGAACCCCCACAGCAAGAAGCCGGUCUGCUACAAGCUCGUCAGCCGAGAGGUUCCCCCACUGCUUCCCAAGGAGGGCGGGUUGGUCUGGAAGCGCGCCGGCUUUGCCAGACACGCUGUGCAUGUCACCCAAUACUCCGACGAUCAGGUCCACCCUGCAGGCCGCCAUGUCCCGCAGACUUCCGGUGAGCCCUCUGAAGGUCUGCCAGCAUGGAUUGAGGCAGCGGGCCCCAACUGCUCAAUUGACAACACGGAUAUCGUCCUCUGGCACACAUUCGGUCUCACUCACUUCCCGUCUCCUGAAGACUACCCCAUCAUGCCUGCGGAGCCCAUGACGGUGCUCCUUCGCCCUCGAAAUUUCUUUGCUCGUAAUCCGGCGUUGGAUGUCCCUCCUAGCUACGCCAGAACUCCUUCGCAGAUAGCCGCGGGGGCAAGCGCAUGUCAAGCCAGUUAUGUCGACGACUACAACGCCCAAGAGAUCGCGUGCGAGACCACUCAUCAGCAAGAGUCGACGGUCACAGCUGGUAACGACCAUACUUCUCUAGUAGUCAUCGGCGACGACGAGGGUGGCGUGGAAACUACUGGUAAUACCACUAUUACCGACAACCCAGAGUUCGAAGAUGGAUGGGUCCUCGAUCUGGACUACGAUGGAGGCGAGGGAGAUGACCUACCCCCCUCGUCGCGGUGCUCGUGCUGGUCGCCGUGCUGGUCGCGGUCGCCGUGCGGCCCCCGCGUUCAACCGCCGCAGCCUCCCCCGCCUCCUGCGCCUAGCCUUCCGGCCCCUGCGCUCUUUUGCUACCGGUGCUUGCAAGCACCAACCGUUCGCGCAGCGGGGGUGCUUCCUCCCUGCGAUGGGUACUCUCCUUCGGGGAGGAAGUGCUCCCGCUGCGCCAACAUGCACCAGCCGUGCCUGUCGUUUCCAGCCACGGCUUUGCCGUUGGCACGCCGUGUGGUUCUGCUCUCCCACGCCGCCGAUCGUGCCCCUACUGCCAGUGCCGCCAAAGCAGCGUCUUUGGCGGCCGUCGUCGCCGCGGCCUGGGCUUUUAAGGCUCGGGUCCGCGCCGACGGCGGCCCGUUGCCUCGUGGCAAGAAUGGGCUGCAGAACGUCAUGCAAACUGGGAUGAAGGUGGUCUCCCUAAGCCACAUGAGGACAUCUGAGAAAACUAAAGCCACGGAUUCAAGCGCUAGAGGGCACGAGAAUCACACGCAUAGAUCUGGACCAUAUCAUGCGCGGACAGCCUUCGCCUUCCUCGUGGCCCCUGCCCCUCACGAGAAUCAAUGGAUUCAAGAAGCUUUUGGUGCCGCGUGUGUCAUGUAUCUUCAUCGAGACAGCUACCCCGCCGUCACCAGCCCUGCAAAUCUGUUCCUCACCCUAUCCGCAGCAGAUCUACACUGGUCAGAUCUGAUGGAGCAUCUUCCAAACUACGAAAUCUGGCGCGAUGGGGAUGGCAGAACACGGAUACGUCUUGCAAGGGAAAAUCUUCGGGAUAACCCCCACAUUGUUGCCCAGUGGUUCCGCCUUCUUUUUACGAUAUUCAAGAAAGAAGUCCCCAAGUUCGUCGUAUUUCGCGCUCAACGACGCCCUCCACCGUUGCCGCGUGGUUCCGCAUCUGGAACAAUGAGUGGAAUCAAUACGAAUGGCAGGGUCGAGGUUCAACCCACAACCACGGCACCGAGCCCCCAGUGGACUUCGUUCAGCGGGCCUGCUCGCAGCGGCGAUGCCGCGGAAUUAAUCCCUGGUGUUGAUUACGACAAAGCGUUUGUUCAGAAUCUCGAAGGGAGCGCCCCGCGUCUGGCGGGUUGUUUCAAGCUGCCGAAUUCGGUGGCACACCGCGAAAAGAAUUAUGGCCAGGAUGGCAAACCCAACGCAGGGAGGAAUAAUGUUGUGGACUGGGCCCGCGAUGCAAACAUCCUGCCGGCCAUCAUGGCCCCAACCCAGCCCCAGGCUGGGGUGCUCGGCGUGCCGCUGGCUGGGCUUCCUGAAGUCACAGUCCUUUGGUACGUGGUGCAGCUGAUGCGUGCCAAACCGGCUUUGUUCCCUGGCACCAACUUGGAGGCGGACCCUGUCACCCUAGACCCAUACGACAUCCUUCAUGGGUGGAAACUCCUCGCAUUCUUCUGGAACAGAGAGAGUGUCCAAACCAAAGCAACGGUGGUCGUGGCGGCCGUGGCGGUUGGGGCCAGGGUGGUGGUCGCAGGGGCCGGGGUCCAAGAGGCCCGUAAUAGAAACCAAGAUCUCCGCCGCACGCCGGCGGCAGAAAUAGACAUCCUAGAGAGACUUGAGGAGCCCCGGAACCUGAUGGCAAACAUCAUGCGAGCCUGCCGGGGUGUUCAGUCUCAACUGCCUUGGCUCCAAGUAGUACGUUUUGUCCCGAGUUUUGGGCUGCAGCCCUCCGAGCGAGUCUACCAGGGCGAAUUCGGCCCGCAAGAAUCAGAGGCGUGGACUGAUGGGGCCUUCGCAUCUUUGAUGAGCCGUAGCGAGUCCAACUCUUUGAACCACGAAGCUCAAGAUGGCAUUAUACUGCAAGAACUUGUCCGACCUUCAUCCUUUCGGCUCCAGUUGCUGACGGCGCAGAAAGUUCCCUGGGACGCAAAUGGUCUACCUCCGCCUGACGAAGAUCUGAUUGAGAAACACAAGUUGCCAGACUAUGUCGACGUCGACAGAACGGCUUGGCCGACUGCCUUGAAAGGAUUCGGCAUUACAAAACUGCGAAUUGAAGAAGACCUUACCACCUACCCCUGGGGCAAGCCAGCGAUUGCACUGCAAAGAACCUUGGCAAGAACUAAGGCAUACAAGAAAGAUUCCCUGUUCAGUGAAAUACCGCGCAACUCCUGCGCUCCUGGGCGAAGCCCAGCGGAUUCCAGCAAGCUGCUCUUAGAGCAGCCACGCGCCUUCGACCUGCUAGCGACCCGUACUUCCUUCACAGACAUUGCCGCCAUGGUAGGCGCUAUCAUCGCAGAACCUCAAUCAGCAAAGCAGUUGCUCAUUCUGCAAUGA